AUGGCUUCCCACGUCGGCACCGGAGGUACUCCGCCUCAGAGUGUGGAGAGCAUCACUCGCAUCGCCCAAAACUACGAGUACAACUCAUCCGUACGUUUGCGGUACUGGCUGAGGACGGCGGCAACGAUCCUACGAGAGGCACACAUCUACGAAUCCGAAGGACACGACGAACAAGCAUACCUUCUCCUCUUCCGACACGCCCAGCUGAUCUUAGUCCAUCUUUCGAAGCAUCCGGAUACAGCAAAGUAUGAAGAAGACCGCAAAGCUUUGGUGGCCGCCGAGAAAGAAGUGGAGAAGAACCUCAGCAAGCUGGAGAUUUUAAGACCUCGGAUCAAUAAGCGAUAUGAGCGCUACACUCAGUUGAUGCGCGAGCGUCAAUCUCGCAAAUUGCCAACUCAAUCCAAACUCAAUAAUGAGCCGCGAGAGCAAGUCACAGACCCCGCCCUGGCCGGUGUCGCCGAGCCCUUGGAAGCCGGCGAGAAUCGGGACCUUGCCGUUCAGCUUGCCCAGCAUGAGCUCAGUCGGCGUGCCACUGUCCGGGGGAGUAAAAGCGCAUCAGCAGAAGAACUAGAGGCUCGUCGUACAGCCGGUAUGUGGGGUGAUUGGGAAGUUGCAUCGAAGCCAGAUACUCGAUCAGGCGACCAAGACUUGAGCCGACGGAUUCAGAACAUCAGGUCCAACAUCGAUCACACGCAUCAGCCCACUUAUGGCCAGCGCGCCAAAGAUUCAACGAGCGGGGUUUCGUCAGUCUACAAAUAUCCAAGUGUGCCGCGUCAGAAGCCUCUGGAGCCCACUGUAUCUCCAGGCCAGAUCGCCAUCCUCGAUAAGAACGUAGAACGCCAUGCGGCCCCUAUCCGACCUCCGAAGGAGCACAUUGAGCCCAGCAGGGCCUCAAUUAUUGACACAAAUGCACCGCCAAAGCCAUUAAAAGUGGCACCAACCCCACCACCCCCCGAGAAGUUUCGAGCAGAGGAAACCAGCACCAAGCGGUCUGAUCUCGAUCCAUCCAGUUACACCUUCAAACCUUCCGCUUAUCUGGAAAAUGGCACUCCCUUGCGCUCCGUCUUCCUGCCAGCCGACCUCCGAAGUCGCUUCUUAUCCCUGGCUGCUCCCAACACCCGCAGUAACCUAGAGACAUGCGGAGUUCUCUGUGGUACUCUCGUCUCUAACGCACUGUUCAUAUCUAAAGUGGUGAUUCCAGAGCAAACCUCCACAUCGGACACCUGCGAAACGGUGAACGAGUCUGCUCUCUUCGACUACUGUGACUCGGAGGACCUGAUGGUCCUCGGAUGGAUCCACACGCAUCCAUCGCAGACCUGUUUUAUGAGCUCCCGCGACCUACACACACAUUGCGGCUACCAAGUCAUGCUUCCGGAGAGCAUCGCUAUCGUGUGCGCUCCAAGCAAAGAUCCGGACUGGGGAGUGUUUCGUCUGACUGACCCGCCGGGACUCAAGACUGUUUUGAGCUGCACGCAGACCGGUCUAUUCCAUCCACAUGCGGAGGAGAACAUCUACACUGGUGCUUUACGACCGGGGCAUGUGUUCGAGGUUAAUGGACUCGAGUUCGAGACAGUAGAUCUGCGUCCUUAG
This is a messenger RNA of Penicillium arizonense, 1590 nucleotides long. Its product is annotated as putative endosome-associated ubiquitin isopeptidase (AmsH). The transcript is spliced from 2 exons. Bases 1 to 1590 code for a protein of 529 amino acids. Gene Ontology annotation, cellular component: endosome; membrane. The record is from RefSeq and is a predicted model, not a curated record. Gene Ontology annotation, biological process: protein K63-linked deubiquitination. Lineage: Eukaryota; Fungi; Ascomycota; Eurotiomycetes; Eurotiales; Aspergillaceae. Gene Ontology annotation, molecular function: protein binding; K63-linked deubiquitinase activity; metal-dependent deubiquitinase activity.